Rodentolepis nana is the source of this 2268-nucleotide messenger RNA. Lineage: Eukaryota; Metazoa; Platyhelminthes; Cestoda; Cyclophyllidea; Hymenolepididae. The record is from the annotation of a GenBank genome assembly.
AUGAAAACAAUCUUAACAAUAUCAAUACUGCUAUUGGUAGCCUGCCAAAUUGGGCAAAGUACAAGUUGUAUUGAGUUGCUUAGUGGAAGCAGCCUUGGUCUAUUCUGUCCCUCCUACUUUGGAUCUCUUCCUCCGGAUAUUCCAUCUGAUAAGCUCUAUUCAAAACUCCAGAUUGAAUCUGCGAAUUUCCCCUACGGGGGAUCAGUACUUUCCAAAGAGAACUUCACCGGUUUGGAGACUCUCACAUACCUUCGAAUUACGUCUUCCGGUAUUGAGAGGAUAAAUCCUGAUGCAUUUUAUAACCUCAAGCAACUCACAUAUCUCGACCUCUCCAAAAAUCGCCUUACCUUCAUUGAAGGGGGCACAUUUAGAGGAUUAAAUCUGAAGAAACUCAUUCUCUCUGGAAAUAUUGGUCUUAAACUCGCAACCACAGCAUUUUCCGGGGCAAACAUUUUCAAUUUUGUCGCCAAAGAUUGUGAUAUUGGUUUCAUUUCUUACUCCACCCUCAAACAGGCUGGAAUUCGACACGUCAAUCUUGUGAAUAAUCGAAUCCGUUCGAUUUCAGAGGAGUUCUCAGACAUUAUUCAACCUUCGGAUGGCACUUGGGGAUCGAUUGACCUUUCAAACAAUAGUCUUGUUUGUGACUGUUCCCUACUUUGGUUGGCGCAACUCCUUGAAAAACAGAGGCGAUAUUUGGAGGGCACUUCCACCGAUCCUCUUGGUCCUCGAUCCUCAAGAUUUUCACGCGACACUAAGGAAGAGGAAGUGUUUAAACCCAUGUACCAAUUAAAUCUCACAUGUGUUGCCCCAAAGCAUCUAGUCAUGCAACGAUUCCCUCUUCCCAGUGAAUUCGACUGUCCUCCACCCCAAGUUACCGGAGUUGACAUCGCCAUUAUUGGAAAAUCCAUGGAUACAGUUCAACUCACGUGCCAUGCUAAAGGACGCCCAACUCCAAAUGUAGCUUGGGCUUUUCAACAGCAUAAUCAAGUUGUGCAUCGAAUUGUAAAGUCUCCAACUAAAGUCCAUCCAUGGAACAGUGAGCAAAUGUCAGAUGUGUCUAUUGGUCUGAAUGUCAGCCUUCGGGAGUUUCAAGCUCGAGAUUUCUCCUGUAUAGCUUGGACGGAUUCCGGCAUCGAUAAAUCAAUAUCGAAUUCUCAAGAUGCUUGGAUGAGUGAGAGUCCCAGCUCUUCUUCCGUUGUUCCUCGCGGCCCCCUGUCUCCUGAUAAAGCUCAUCGCGUUGGUGUCCGCUUGAGUGGUCUCCACAUCGACGAUCCAGGUUACAAUUCCCUUGGUAAGAGUUCGUCGCCAAAUAUUUCCGUCACAGACUCAAUUGCAACCACACCACCUUUGGAUACAAGCAACAUGAGCCCUUAUCAACAACUAUUUGUCCGACGGUUCACCCCUCUAGAUCUCAUUGGUGCAAUUAUUGGAACCUUUGUGACCACCCUCAUUCUCUUAUGUAUAAUAACAAGAUGCAUUCCUCACUGCUAUCAUCGAAAAGCUCUUACGUCAAAGAGUGCCCUGUUGCAGUAUGAGAGAAAGCAGGUUAUAGCACCAUUUUUGAAAGACGAGAAUAAAAGGGAUGUAGAGAACUCGGAGCAGAAUAAAUCUCCAUCUCAAGUGCAGCAGCUAAAUCACCACCAACAAAUGCAACAACAACAACAAUCUGCAUACUUUGCUGAGGCGGCUACUACUGUAGGAUCCGGUUCAGGUCCAGCAUACUGGCCAGUUCAGGACUAUGCAUACUCAACGCAUGAAUACGAUGUUCCUGGAAUGACGGAUCCUCUUGCAGGUGCUAUGCCUAUAUCGCCCCAUCCCAUGAUGGCAAUUCCUAAUGCUACAGGGACUCUAGUUCGCAGGGGACGCCCAAUAUCAAGCGCGAGCCUUCAUCAAAGUGCCAUCCAAACACCCUGUCUUUUCCCUAAAACGUCCAACUCUACAAAUGCACUCAUUUUACCCACUGUAGCAACGGUACCUCCUCUCGGUGUCAUUUCUUCUCCUUUUCUCCCCUUUGCUACUCAACCACCUCUACCAAAUCAACAACCCCCUAUUUACUUCAGUCAUAACCAACAGAUGUCCCUAAGUCAACUGCCCAAUGGACAGAUAGUCAUGACACCCUCUAUGAACAGGGGACUCAGCGGUCCAGUCUCUUCUAAACAAUCAGAGGAUGCUGAUGCCUGUGCUGAGAGCAGUGUGACAAGCUGCAAUUCGGAGAAGAGUGUAACGGAUCGGUUGCUUGGAGGUCCUACAACGCAACCACCAUCUUAA